AAAUAUUUUAUGUAUAUUUGUAAUAUUUUUAGGUCUGCGGUUAAAUUACGGCAUCGCUGACGUUCAUGAAAAUCUAUGCCAUUUGAAAAUUGAGCAACUUACACACUAUCUAUUUCGAAGUGCUUUAUGCUCAUUGAAUGGCACCGAUGCAAAAUGGCCGACAAGUGAAACCGACCGUCCCCUUUGGCUCAAAGCGCGCAUAUUCCAUCUUGCGUUAUAUAUGGGAUAUCUAUUUUACCUUUCCAUUACUGCUGCGGCCAUUCACACAUCACAAAGUAGAAUGGCGACAGCUUUAUGCGGUCUUCAGUCUAUCGCCAGCAGCAGCAGUGUCGGCAGUAAAGCGGCCAAAACACACCGAGAACUGCGAAGGAAAGCCAGGGACGCCAAAAGGAGACAGGCGGCGGUGUUGUUUCUCAGCAAUAUCUCACUCGACGGACGGCCUCUGUGUAGCUUGAACCCCGACAAUGACACUCGAAAAGCAGCAGAGGAGCCGCCACGGUCUCCGCAUACAGAGAACCAAAGACCGGCGUCUCAGGUGGCGGAGUCCGCUCCGUCGGCGGGUAGUUCUUCGUCAAGUUUCCCCGCGAUCUUCAGUCCUUCGGUCAAGUCUUCCGGGGCCAACGAAGUGUUCCUGGAGGGUGGCUUUACAGCCGAGAGCCCGGACACCCAGCUGUCCCCCUUGACCGUUUGCCAACAGCCUAGCAUCUGCCGAGGUCGCUCAGCCCCCGCGGUGAGCCCUCUACCCACCGGCUCGGCUCAGGAUUCUCGACCCAGGUUGCGGAACGUGUCUGGUUCUCCUGGACCUAAGGUGCCAAAGAAGGUCCACUUCAUCAAGAGUAUGAGACAGUAUGAUACAAGGGGAUGCAGGAUCAUGCUGAUUUGUGCCAGGCGGUCGCUAUACGCUGCUUUCUCAGUGCUGCCCUAUGGAGACAUUGCUCAGCUCAGCGACAGCAAGCUGGAAAUGCAGAGAAGGCAGUCUUCCGUAGUGGUGGCUGACCUGCUUCCAUCGCUGGAAGGCGUGGAGCCGGAUGCGUUCGACAAAAUGGUGUCAUAUGCGCAAUUCCUGUAUCCGACCAACGCCUUGGUGAGACAGAGGAGCGGCAGCGCGCCGGAAAACUGCUCGGCUCACACCCCUCCCAUGCGUUUCCGUGGCAACGGGCCGAGGACCUUUACCCCCGCUCGCCUAAAUAGCGUCCCGGCACAAGAACCAUAUACGGAAGAAAUGUCAGAGUAUGACCCCAACCUGCUCAGCGAUCCUCAGUGGCCCUGUGGGAGACACAAGCGGGUUCUGAUAUUCGCAUCUUACGUGACAACAGUCAUCGAGUAUGUGAAACCGUCCGACCUGAAGAAGGACAUGAAUGAGACCUUCAAAGAGAAGUUCCCUCACAUCCUGCUGACGCUCAGUAAGAUUAGAAGCCUUAAGAGGGAGAUGCGCGCAGUGAGCGAGGAAUGCGGGCUGCAGCCGGUCAGCGUAGCGAUGGCGUUUGUCUACUUUGAGAAGCUUGUUCUGCGGGGGCGCCUCAACAAGCCUAACAGGAAGUUGGUGGCGGCAACGUGCGUGCUGCUGGCCGCCAAGAUCAGCAGCGACCUGAGGAAGCCCGAAGUUAAACAACUCAUCGACAAACUGGAAGAGCGUUUCCGCAUCAACAGGCGUGAGUUGCUUCCACUGGAGUUCCCCGUGAUGGUCGCCUUGGAGAUGGGACUCUACCUGCCCGACAGCAAGGUCAUGCCACACUACCGACGACUCGUGCAACAGGGAUAGAUGUUUCGGUGCCUUUGAUGGCUGCAGACAAAGUGGACGAUCUAAAAGUAGAUGAUCAGUGAGUCAUGCUCGCUGUCACACCGACUUCAUUUUAACCCUUUGACUCCGCAUUGAACCGUAGCUCGUGAAAAGUGUGUGGUGUUCAAUGUAUUUCAUGGCAGCUCUGUGUAAUGUUUAUUACUGUGCACUGGAUUGUAUGUGUGUGCUUCACUGACUGUUUUAGUUCUCAGGAAUUUGUGGCAUCUUAGCUGUCACAAAGCGUGUUUGUGUUUUCAGAUGUGAAUGUGCAAACUUUUAAGUGCCUUCAGCGAGUUUAACUGUAUUUCAUUGUCAUGUUGGUGCUGUGAAUUCUCUAAAUGUCUUAACUACUGAAAAUGUUCUUGAAUGUUGAUGAAACAGUUUGUUUUGUAUUGUGAAAUUUGUGAAUACGGUAAAUAAAUGUAUGAAUGCAGCUUUGUGGGGAGAAUUUUUUUCUCUCGCGAAGUGCAAAUUACUCCACCUGUACACUGCUGAACUUCACCUGUUACACAGAUAAAGCAUUGCAUUUGCUUGCUAUUGUUGGAGGCAGUCUUUCAGAUCCUCCGCGUGUUCGUUUUCAAUUCAGGUGAGACGGCUAGACUGGAUUGCUAAAUAAAAGACUGGAGGCAAGAGAUUGUUACUGCGCAUUUUUAAUUUCAGAAAUUUCUGGGUGCAUUCGAUGACAGAACAAAAGCUGUGUAGAGAAAUGCAUUCUGAACAGACAGCUCGGCGUUGCUUAUAUGCAUAAGGAGGUGUGUCUUUUUGGUGAUUAGGUCAUGAGUCUUGCUUAUUGGCAGUUAAAAGUCCAUGAUUAUCUGAGGCAAAACUAAUUGUCAGCGGUUUUCUGUGGAAAAACAACUCCAUUUAUGGACAUGAUCGCAUUAGGCGGGAUGCUUACUGACUUCACUAUUCAAUUUAUUAAGUAUUUCUUGAUUGCUUGAUCUGCUGGUUAAAACUUGGGGUACAUGUGAUUUUUCCUGUUUUCGCUGCCACAGUAAAAAAAAAAAAAAAAAAAAAAAGUUUAAAUAUUACAUAAUAGAAACAGUAUGUUUUCCCAGCUUUGACUUCCUCAUUCAGCAAAAGAAAAAGCAAUACGUUGAUUCAGGACAAUGGUCUAUCAAAUACUUCCCCGAAAGUAUUUUAAUUUGGAAUCCAGCGAUCUGAACCUGAUGUCAAUUAGGAGUGUAACAGUACAUCAAUAGUUGAAGCAACAAUGCAAUCAAAUUGAUUGUAAAGCAAAAAACAUUUUUUAGAUAUCCAGUUUAGUUAGAAAAGGUUUUCAUUCAAAUUUCAAAAAUGUUUCAACACAAUUGUCAAAAUUGCUUUGUAUUUUUUAAUGUAGGCGAAAUUUUCAUAGCACACCAAUAUUAGCCAACUAUCAUAUAGUUCUGAUAAUGGAUAGUAUUGUCAUAAAAUUUGAUUUACACGUUACACCCUGUAAUUCCAUUCUUAUGAAUUAAUAUAACUUGCAUCAUAGUCUAUGCUUGCAUUAAAAACUUGACUUCCAUUUUGGUGACCUUUAGCACUGAAAGAAUUAAAUUUACAUAUUAUUUAAAUGUUGCAGAAACUGACUACUACUUCAUCAAACUUCAUGUUUCUUUUGAAGCUUCUCUGUGUGUACCAGUGUUAUUCUUAAAAAAUUGUUCCUAAAUUACUUUUUGGGAGAAGUAAUUUGUAAGAUAAGUUGGCAAAGUAACUGGUGUUUUCAAUUUUUUUUUUUUCAUUCAUUCAAAAAAAAAAAAACAGGUCACACUAUAUGAAGUUCAAAGGGUUUUUGGCCCUAGCCCAAUUCUUUAAACUUAACCAGACACAGAGGGACUGCAGAUAUAGCGAUAACUACCGUAGAUAGUAACCUUUGCUAUGUUUGGAAGUUAUUUAAUGUUGUGAAUCAACUGUUAAAGUUGUUAAAAUUGCUCCAGUUAUUGCAUUAAUUCCCUUCUACUUUCGACACGUGGAGGUGUUAAAACUGUUUCAUCAUUUGAAGAUUCAAGAUUUUGCCGAUUUAUAAGUAAUUUAUGUAAAAAGUUUCUUAGGUUCGCUAGGAAGGUUCCCUACAACAGAGCCUUCCUGAGACGUCUACUGCUUUAAGAUGGCGGCUUUUUACUACGAGUGUCAUUUCCCAUCUAUUUCUCUAUACAUGUGAUAUCAAUCGUAGCAUAAUGUUUGCGUAGUUUGUAGGCUAGUCAGGUUUUAUUGGAGCCACCAUGAUCAUCGCGUUUGCAACAGCGUCACAACUCCAUUUCCUCCUCCCCACUCUGCUUUCUCUGCGAAUCCACCUCUCCCACUUUUCUCACGUCAUUCAAUCAACGUAGUAACACAUAGUAACGCACACCUUUACAUCCUCAGUAACGGUAAAGAUGAGAAAAGUAGAUUACUCAUUAAUGAAAAAAGUAACGCCGCUAUUAACAACACUGGCGUGUACAAUGUAAAAAGCAGAACAAGAAGAACACUGAAGUCAUUGUAAGAUCUUUAUUAUUCAAACGUAGUGAUAGACAAACCUGUCAACUAAAUAAACACAUUCAGAUCAUUGACAGCUGUUUUUAGUCCAAGCUCAUGUCCUCAUCAUCAUCCUUUUUGUCUUUGGAGUCGCCGUCCUGAUCAGACUUUGUGUCCGUCUCCAUUGCCUUUGCGAAAGCCUCCAGGUCUGCACAUAAGGUGCAAACAACAAUUCUUAAAAAUCGUCACGUUGUAUUUGCUUGACAGAUAAAGAUGAAUCGUUAACAAAAACGAGAAAUGAUUGAACCUUUUCAGGGAAAGUGGACAGCUAUUCCAAAGUUGACACUUAUUUUUAAUCAAUUAAAAACAAUAUUAGCAGUCAUUUUUAAUUAUUAAUCAUUAUUGUAUUUUAAUAUGGCACAUGGCGGAAAACACAGACAAGGCUGAAAAAGCAGUUUCUGAUUUUUCAGCCCUCUUUAAAAUAAACUGCUGUAUUUUAAGCCAAAAGAACUGUUGUGUUUGAUAGGACAAUAUGUCUAUAUGCUGCCAUAGCAGAUUCAUGGCGCAAUAAGCCCCCGAACUAUUUUUAAUUUGUCCGUUUUACCCUGGAAACCCCUGUUUACAGACGUCGUGCAACCGCUUUUGUUUCAACCUAGCCAUAAAAAGAAGGUAAGUAAUCUUAUUAUUGGAAAUGUCUGUCAUUUUUAGCUUAGAAUCAUUAAUGUCUAAUAUUUACCGGUAGUUAAAAAAAAAAAGACUUUAAAAAAUUAUUCACUCGCAUAUUUUAAACUUUUAAACAAAUUACGUCACAAUGAAAAAAUUAGCGUCUGUAAACAAAGUCAUGGAUAUCUACCUCAUGACGCGUAAUUGUAUUUUUUUCCUUACUGUUGCAUUUUCCCCAAUAUGUUAGAUGAUAAAUAAUCGAUCCAAACUAAGAAAAAUUAAAAAAAAAAAAAUUAAAGGGUAAAUAAAUGAAAAUCUCCAUUAUUCCUUGAUGUCUGCGAUUUCUUCAUCGCGACCCUUGUUAUAUUACUAUGUUUCACCCAUAAAAUCCCCCAAAAAUAUCUUAUAAAUCUUAUAAAUAAAUCGACACUCGGUGAUACAGGUUACAUGGAGUUUUUGGAUCGAAAAGAUGUAGGCACGCGAUAAUAUCUCUUUAAAAUCAUGGCGUCGUUAAUAAUGCUCUUGCGUGCUCUCACCUCCAGUUAGGGUUUUGCUGUUAUUUAUUUAUUUAUUUUUUAAUAGCCCCCUGUUCAAAAAUUUCUCCCCCCAGAAAAAUGAUAUUUUAAGCUUUCCAAUGAUGUAUCACACAUGUAUAUAGGACAAUUCUGAGAUUUGGCCAUAUUGGGGGUGUCAGACCGGAACUUCAAGUCACCUGAGUGUUUUCCGCCACAUACAUUUAUAGAUAAAUACAAUGUUAAUAAAAACUAAAGGAAAAUGAAUAAAUACAAAUACACUGUUUAUCGGCUCAAGCAGCACACCUAGGUUUAUUUAUUUUUUCAUAGUAUUCAACUCAUUGCAUGCCUUUUAUGGCGAGAAGACAUCCAAUUCAUUUAAACCGGGAAGACUGCCUGUGAAUGCUUAUUUUUUCACUGCCCGACUGGGAGGGGCGAGUGAACGACUCCCAGUCAAAAUGGAUUGGAUCUCUAGCGCCAUCAAUGGUAGCCAAUAAGUUAAAUGAGUGCCCUACAAGGAUUUCAAA
Corythoichthys intestinalis (scribbled pipefish) is the source of this 5918-nucleotide messenger RNA. RefSeq names its product Cdk5 and Abl enzyme substrate 2a (gene cables2a). Lineage: Eukaryota; Metazoa; Chordata; Actinopteri; Syngnathiformes; Syngnathidae. Gene Ontology annotation, biological process: regulation of cell cycle. The record is from RefSeq and is a predicted model, not a curated record. Bases 221 to 1762 code for a protein of 513 amino acids. The transcript has 9 exons.